Messenger RNA from Marchantia polymorpha subsp. ruderalis, 1821 nucleotides. Lineage: Eukaryota; Viridiplantae; Streptophyta; Marchantiopsida; Marchantiales; Marchantiaceae. The record is from the annotation of a GenBank genome assembly.
GUACAUCCGACGGGGUCUUGCGAAACCCUAAAGUGCAGCAAACUUGCCACUUCUGAUAAAGCCCUAUUCGACUUCUGCGUAACCCUCUUUCUCGUGAGCGCAAGCAGGUCGGAGCAGCGCAGCGCCAUGAGUCACCGAAAGUUUGAGCAUCCUCGACAUGGAUCCUUGGGGUUUUUACCCCGCAAGCGUGCCAGACGUCAUAGAGGAAAGGUGAAAUCCUUCCCCAAGGAUGACCCGAAGAAGACUCCUCGCCUUACCGCCUUCCUUGGAUACAAGGCGGGUAUGACUCACAUCGUUCGCGAGGUCGAGAAGCCCGGAUCCAAGUUGCACAAGAAGGAAACUUGCGAGGCCGUGACUAUCGUCGAGACCCCACCUAUGAUCAUUGUUGGUCUUGUUGGUUACGUCAAGACUCCUCGCGGUCUGCGCUCUUUGAACACCGUCUGGGCACAGCAUCUGAGCGAUGAGGUGAGGAGACGGUUCUACAGGAGCUGGGCCAAGUCCCGCAAAAAAGCUUUCGUUAAGUACGCUAAGAAGUUCGGUACCGAUGAGGGCAAGAAGGACAUCCAAUCCGAGCUGGAGAGGAUGAAGAAGUACGCCAGCGUCAUCCGUGUUCUCGCCCACACUCAGGUGCGCAAGCUCAAGGGUAUCAAGCAAAAGAAGGCUCACCUCAUGGAGAUCCAGGUCAACGGUGGUUCCAUCGCCGAGAAGGUCGAUUACGGUUACGGAUUCUUUGAGAAGUCCGUCCCAGUGGACGCUGUCUUUUCCAAGGAUGAGAUGAUCGACAUCAUCGGAGUCACCCGAGGUCACGGAUACGAGGGUGUCGUCACCAGAUGGGGAGUCACUAGACUUCCAAGGAAGACUCACAGGGGUCUCCGAAAGGUUGCCUGUAUUGGAGCUUGGCAUCCGGCCCGUGUCUCCUUCACCGUAGCUAGAGCUGGACAGAAUGGUUAUCACCACAGGACGGAAAUGAACAAGAAGGUGUACAAGAUCGGUAAGGCCGGUGAAGGUUCCCACAAGGCUUGCACUGAUUACGAUACCUCUGAGAAGGACAUCACUCCCAUGGGAGGGUUCGCCCACUACGGUAUUGUCAACGAAGACUACUUGAUGAUCAAGGGUUGCGUCGUCGGUCCUAAGAAGAGAGUUGUGACUCUGAGGCAGUCGCUCUGGAAGCAAGUUUCAAGAAGCGCUUUGGAGGAGAUCAAGCUGAAGUUUAUCGAUACUUCUUCGAAGUUCGGACACGGUCGUUUCCAGACUAAGGAAGAGAAGGCCAAGGUUUACGGUAGAGUGAAGGUCUAAAGUAGCUAAUACCGAGGAAUGUUUGGUUCGUGGAGGUGUCGGGCUAAGGAUAUCCACAUCGCGGGCUACGGUCGAUGGUCAGUGUCUCUUCGGAAGGACCGAGGAGUUGAAUGCACCUCUAUCUGUGCACCGCUGCCACGACUGGCCUCCUAUUUGUUUUGCACAACCAUUGCCAUCCGAGUAAAAUCGCCACUCAUGUGGAUUUUUCGCACGCUUUUUCCAAGUAUGCGAUGAUGUGGUUGUGGUGGUCAAUGUGAUGAAUAGACAAUAUAAUUCGUCCAGGUUCUGAAUUCUUGCCGUCGCAGUGUACGUGGGGAAUGAGAGUUAGUUGUACGUUUGUCUCAGACUUCUGAUCGUGUCGUCUCGAGGGACACAAGGUAGAGUCAGGUAGUCUGGCCUCUAAACGAAUGUAGAUUUUUCAGUUUUGACUGAACGAGGAGUAUAGGUUAGAGCUAUGUCUCAAAAUGGACGUUGCCUGUGUACUGUUGAGGAUUAAUAUAUUUCUCUCUACUGACUGGCAAAGGG